CUGUUCCCACAGCUCCACAGGCUUCGGCAAGCGGCGCGCCGCAUCAGUGACGGGGAACACAGGUUAAACGGCCCCACCAGGGACACUGGGAAGUGGAGCUGCCAACUUCCGGGCGCAGAGGCGGAGCUUAACUCCUUCUUAAAGAGGCCGAAGGCUGAUUUCUGGGAAUCUUGUCUGCAGGUCACCGAAGUGUUGAGAAAGGAAUCACUUCAGCCUUCUUCAAGCUCAACUACUUUUGAAGGCUAAAGAUAUGAUUUCAGCGGCUCCCAAAGUGAUGCAUGGACAUGGACACAUCAUUCUACAGAGUCACUUAGACACAACGUGGGUCUGUCCCUCCUACGUUGAAGAGGAUGGACGGAUUCAGAGCGUUGGGUCAGGACGAGAGAGAAAAGACUCCAGGCUGGUUCCUUCCCAGACAAAAACAUAGAGGUAUGCACCAGCCACUGUCCUGGAAUAGCAAAUAGACUCAUCCAAAUAGACAAAAGAGAAGAAUGUGAGUAAAGGGGGAAAAGGAGCUCAUAAUGAUCCAGAUAGUACAUGUGGCUAUGGCCUCAGCAGAAGAUCUGGAAGAUGUGUUGGACUCGCUGCCUGUGCUUGUGCUUGUGCAGGCAAAGGACGAUGGAGCCACUAGUGCAGACCAUUAGGCCUAAACACACAAAGUCAGUUGUGACGAAUAUUACUACAACUACAAACUUGACUCCCAUGACUACAGAAGUGCUUAUGGACUGUACAAAGGGCUGUGUGACCUUUGAGGAUGUGGCCAUUUACUUCUCGCAGGAGGAGUGGGGGCUCCUUGAUGAGGCUCAGAGAUGCCUGUACCACAAGGUGAUGCUGGAGAACUUUGCACUUACAGCCUCAAUGGUUUGUUUGCAUGGAACAGAGAAUAAAGAGACACCUUCUGAGCAAAAUGUUUCCCUAGAAGCUUUAUCACAGGUCAGGACUCCAAAGGUAGGUCCAAUCAGCCAGAAGGCUCACCCCUGUGAGAAAUGUGUCCCAAUCCUGAAAGACAUUUUGCACCUGGCUUACCUACCUGGGCAGAAACCAUACUUGAUUGGGGCAUGUGCAAACCUACGACAGCUUCAGAAGCAUUUCAGUGCAAAGAAAAGUGACAUGGAUAGGGCAUCAUUUGUAAAGAGUUGCAUAUUCCAUGUGUCAGGGCAUCCCUUCACCUGUAGGAAGGUUGGAAAGGAUUUCCCAGCCACUUUGGGUGUUCUCCAGCACCAGAUCACUCCCACUGGUGAGAAACCCAACAAAAUCACCAAGUGUUGGGAGACCUUUCAUGGUAGGAAAAGUCAUUACAAGUUGCGUGAAUGUGGGAAAGCUUCCAGCUACAAACAGAGUCUUGUUUACCACCCAAGAGUCUCUACUAGGAAAAGGGUUUAUGAGUCUAGCAAAUAUAGGAAAGCCUUGCGCUGUAAGUACUCGCUUGUUCAGCUCCAGAGAGUCCACACUGGAGAAAGGCCUUACGAGUGCAGUGAAUGUGGAAAAUCUUUUAGGCAAAGAGCCACCCUCAUUAUACACCAGAGAGUUCACACUGGAGAAAGGCCUUAUAAAUGUGGCGAGUGUGGAAAAUCCUUUAGUCAGUGCUCCAAUCUUAUUGAACACUGCAGAAUUCACAGUGGAGAAAGGCCUUAUGAGUGUGAGGAAUGCGGAAAAGCCUUUGGGUGCAAAUCCAAUCUUGUUCGGCACCAGAGAACACACACUGGAGAAAAGCCUUAUGAGUGCAGCGAAUGUGGGAAAUUCUUUAGACAAAGCUUCACCCUUGUUCAACACCGGAGAAUUCAUACCACAGCAAGGCCUUUUGUGUGUGUCCAGUGUGGGAAAUCCUUUAGCCACAGAUCCACUCUCAUUAGACACCAGAGAGUUCACACUAGUGAAAUGUCUUAUGAGUGUGGGGCAUGUGGGAAAGCCUUUGGAUCCAAAUCCAAACUGGAUCGGCACAACAGAAGUCACACUGGAGAAAGGCCUUAUGAGUGUGCUGAAUGUGGGAAAUCUUUCAGACAAAGCUACAGCCUCGUUGAACACCAGCGAAUUCAUAGUAGAACAAGGCCCUUUGAGUGUGGCCAGUGUGGGAAGUCCUUUAGCAGAAGAGCCAUCUUCACUAAACACCAGAGAAUUCACACUGGAGAAAGGCCUUAUAAAUGUGGCGAGUGUGGGAAAUCCUUUAGUAGAAGCACCAGCCUUAUUCAGCACUGCAGUAUUCACACUGGGGCAAGGCCUUAUGAGUGUGGGCAGUGUGGGAAAUCCUUCAGGCAAAAGUCUGUCCUUAUUCAACACCAGGUAGUUCACACUGGAGAAAGGCCUUAUGAAUGUGGCGAAUGUGGGAAGUCCUUUAGCCAGCGCUCCAGCCUCAAUCUCCACCGAAAAUUUCACACCAGGGCGAGGCCCCAUGAACACAGGAAGUAUGGGAAAUCCUUUACUCCAAACAGCUAACAUUGUUUAGUACCAGGAAGUCCACACUUUGAGAAAGGCCUUAGACCUCAAGGAAUUGCUGUCUCCUCGUUCGUUAUAAUAGCACUAGACAGCUUCUGUGAGGGAGCCAUCUGCCUGAAAUUGAACCUCAUACUUGCAAACAUCCAGAGGGGCGAAAUUCCCAAUGAGUUCCAGGGACCUGUGAAGCUUACAGGAGCUACAUUCCAUGUUCUAAACUCCCCAGGGCCCUUAUCAGAGUUACAUCUCUGCCAUUUUCUCUGAUAGAACCCAUCUCACCUCUCCUGCCUUGCACAGUAUUUCAUCGGUCACCCUGAUGUGCUAACACAAGGCAGAUGUCUGUGCUCUCUCCUAUUCCCUGGAGGAAAUCUUGAGUAGUCUGUGCCCUUAUAUUUUCCUAUUUCCAAUUGAUUAAGUAUGAAUCUGACCCUUCAUCAAAAUUGUUGGUUUCACAUGACAUUUGUGGUUGAUUUUCCUGCCUCAAAGUCACCAACUGGUAAUUGCCUCCCCUCCCCCCCCCCCAUUGCUCUGGUUUGUGCAGCAAUAAAGGUCUUAUUGUUUAAUCUA
Balaenoptera ricei (Rice's whale) is the source of this 2997-nucleotide messenger RNA. RefSeq names its product zinc finger protein 416-like. The record is from RefSeq and is a predicted model, not a curated record. Gene Ontology annotation, cellular component: nucleus. Bases 538 to 2433 code for a protein of 631 amino acids. Gene Ontology annotation, biological process: regulation of transcription by RNA polymerase II. Gene Ontology annotation, molecular function: DNA-binding transcription activator activity, RNA polymerase II-specific; RNA polymerase II cis-regulatory region sequence-specific DNA binding. The transcript has 4 exons. NCBI's taxonomy places the organism in Eukaryota, Metazoa, Chordata, Mammalia, Artiodactyla, Balaenopteridae.